Messenger RNA from Penicillium taxi, 2739 nucleotides. It is a transcript of the gene dapB, whose product is annotated as dipeptidyl aminopeptidase dapB. The coding region runs from base 1 to 2739 and encodes 912 amino acids. Gene Ontology annotation, molecular function: serine-type peptidase activity; dipeptidyl-peptidase activity. Gene Ontology annotation, biological process: proteolysis. The record is from RefSeq and is a predicted model, not a curated record. NCBI's taxonomy places the organism in Eukaryota, Fungi, Ascomycota, Eurotiomycetes, Eurotiales, Aspergillaceae. The transcript has 3 exons.
AUGGGGAAGCUGGACAAGGAAGGCAGCUCUGGCUCUGUCUCCGUGCCCCUUGCUCAUCGACGGACAAUAUCAUUGGCAUCUCAAACCUCCUCGGAUUCUGGUUUAUCGGUAGCCUCAACAGCCUUCCUCAAUGCAUUCCAUAAAGGAGAGAUGGGAACAGACGAGACACAACCAUACCGCGAUAUCGAAGAUGGUGCCGAACCAGGCUCGGACGAAUCGUUCAUCGCUGCUAAGACUAAGAAGCCCGCCUCGGGGACUCGCAUCCGCCGUAUCCUCUGGCUAUUCGGCAUACUUUGCGUCGGGGGUUGGGCUCUAGCCUUCAUACUCUUCCUAACAUCGACACGGCCCAGCGCAGAAGCCCUUUCAUCCUCAACCGUCAACAUCCACGAUCCGGAAUCCGCGACCGGCGGCACGAGCUAUGGGAAGCCAGUCACAUUAGAUCAAGUCCUAGGAGGGGAUUGGUCACCACAAUCGCAUGCGAUCUCCUGGAUUGCGGGUCCAAGCGGUGAAGACGGACUUUUAGUCGAGCGCGGGGAGAGUGGAGAGGGAUAUUUACGCGUGGAAGAUAUCAGAAAUCGCAAGAAUGGCGCCAAUAAGCUUGAUGCUCGGGUGUUGAUGAAGGAUAGCCAUGUCAGAGUCGAGGGUGAACUGGUCACUCCGGUAAAGACGUGGCCGAGUCCAAAUCUGGAGAAGGUGCUGCUUGUAUCAAACACGCAUUCUAACUGGCGACAUUCGUUCUAUGGAAAGUAUUGGAUCUUUGAUGUUGCGACACAGACGGCGGAGCCGCUGGAUGCCAGUAACCCGAGCGAUCGCGUGCAGCUUGCUGUCUGGUCCCCUCAAUCUGACGCUGUUGUCUUUGUUCGGGACAACAAUGUUUUCCUGAGAAAGUUGAGCUCUUCCGAGGUCAUUCCCAUCACCAAAGAUGGCGGGGAGCAGCUUUUCUAUGGCGUUCCUGACUGGGUGUAUGAAGAGGAAGUGUUCGCAGGCAACAGUGGCACUUGGUGGUCUGAAGAUGGCAAGUUCCUCGCCUUCCUGCGGACCGAAGAGGCGGAAGUACCCGAAUAUCCCGUUCAGUACUUCCUCUCCCGCCCCUCUGGCAAGAAGCCUCGCCCCGGAUUGGAGAAUUACCCUGAAGUCAGACAGAUCAAGUACCCCAAAGCCGGAAGCCCGAACCCUGUGGUGCGCUUGCAAUUCUAUGAUACGGUCAAGAGCGAGGUCUUUUCAAUCGACAUACCAGAGGACUUCAAGGACGAUGAUCGAAUCAUUAUCGAGGUCGUUUGGGCAUCUGGCGGAAAAGUUCUUCUUCGCGAGACCAACCGUGAGAGUGACGUUGUCAAGGUAUUCUUGAUGGACACUAGUGCUAGAACUGGAAAGCUCGUCCGCUCAGAGGAUAUCGCAGCCCUAGAUGGCGGCUGGGUUGAACCCUCGCAGUCAACACGGUUUAUUCCUGCCGAUCCAGCAAAUGGUCGUCCACAAGAUGGAUAUAUUGAUACCGUGAUUCACGAAGGCUAUGACCACCUGGCUUACUUUAGUCCUCUCGAUUCUUCGGAACCUGUAAUGAUCACCAAGGGAAACUGGGAAGUCGUUGCCGCACCCUCCGCCGUUGACCUGAAGAGGAAUAUCGUGUAUUUCGUGGCCACAAAGGAAGCACCCACUCAGCGUCAUGUGUAUCAAGUCAAACUCGACGGCUCAGGUCUUCGUUCACUUACCGAUACCUCAAAGGCCGGAUAUUAUGGAAUCUCGUUCUCACAGGGAUCCGGAUACGCAUUGCUCAGCUCCAAGGGCCCCGCAGUCCCCUGGCAGUCUGUUAUCAGCACGCAAGGUGACAAGAUUGAAAACGUGGCUGUAAUCGAAGAAAACUCUAAGCUCAAAGAUAUGGUCGAAGAGUUUGCUCUUCCGGCUGAGAUCUACUCUAACGUGACCGUUGACGGCAACAUCCUCCAAGUUGUCGAGCGCCGACCUCCCCACUUCAACCCAGCCAAAAAGUAUCCGGUUCUUUUCUACAUGUAUCAGGGACCAGGCUCUCAAACUGUCGAUCGCAAGUUCACAGUCGACUUCCAAUCCUACAUCGCCUCUAACCUGGGCUACAUUGUUGUCACCGUCGAUGGUCGAGGCACAGGAUUUGUCGGACGUAAAGCACGGUGCAUCGUUCGCGGCAAUAUGGGCCACUACGAAGCACGAGACCAGAUUGAGUCGGCAAAGAUCUGGGCAUCUAAACAAUACGUGGAUGAAACUCGGAUGGCUAUCUGGGGCUGGAGCUUCGGCGGCUUCAUGACACUCAAGGUUCUGGAGCAGGAUGCGGGAGAGACAUUCCAAUACGGAAUGGCUGUGGCGCCAGUAACGGACUGGAGAUUCUACGACUCCAUCUAUACAGAACGUUACAUGCACACUCCCCAGCAUAAUCCCUCGGGAUACGACAAUUCCAGUAUCAGUAACGCCGAAGCCUUGGGUAAGAACGUUCGAUUCAUGAUCAUGCAUGGCAUUGCCGAUGACAAUGUUCAUCUCCAAAAUACUCUGGUUCUAUUAGACAAGUUGGACCUGGCAAACGUGGCGAAUUAUGAUAUGCAGGUCUUCCCGGAUUCCGACCACAGCAUCUACUUCCACAAUGGACAUACCCUUGUAUAUGAACGUCUUUCGAGCUGGCUCAUCAACGCGUUCAAUGGUGAGUGGCAUCGCAUUGCGAACCCGAAACCAGAGGAAGCGUGGACCAAGGCCAAACGCUCUUUUUCAUUCUUUUAG